Molecule: messenger RNA, 1663 nt
Organism: Papaver somniferum (opium poppy)
Lineage: Eukaryota; Viridiplantae; Streptophyta; Magnoliopsida; Ranunculales; Papaveraceae
Product: G-type lectin S-receptor-like serine/threonine-protein kinase SD2-5
Exons: 2
Coding region: 199-1635 (478 amino acids)
Biological process (GO): recognition of pollen
Source: RefSeq, a predicted model, not a curated record
ACAAUCAUAAUAAGAUAGUCACACCAACAAAAACAUUUUCAUUCCAAUCCUAUUUCAUAAUUUUAGUACUUCUCAAUGACUCCAUCUUAAAGUCAGUACUAGAACUCGAUUUAAUAAAACACAGUAAAACCAGAACAAAUCUGACAACAACAACAACUAGUUUCCGAGUUUUUGGCGGAAAUUUGAUCUCAGGCAUACAUGAGCAAAUAUUACUGGAUUUUUUUUACAAUAUGUUUUCAUUUCAUUGCAUACAAGGGUAACUGUAAAUCUGAUAUUCCGCUUGGGUAUAAGGUCACAAUUCCAAUACCAUCAGAUAAUAACGCGGGUUUUACAGGAAGAGCUUUCCUAAUGGAGCCUGAGCAAAUAACAGUACCUAGUUUUAAGGUUGCAUUGAGUGUUGAAGCUUCUUUUAAUGGUAGUUUUUCGUGUUCACUUCAGAUUUUUCUUGGAGAGUUCAAAGUUUGGGAUUCUGGUCAUGCUUCAAAAUUUUAUCCGCAGAAUAAAUGCAUGUUGGAGUUUACAGAAGGUGGAGUGUUGUUGUUGAGGGGUUCAGAGCGACAAAUUGGAUGGACUAGUGGGACUUCCGGGCAAGGCGUAGAGCUUUUGCAGAGAUUACAGUUGCUGCGUAUAGGCAAUCUUGUUCUACUGGAUGCGAUGGACCGUAUAAAAUGGCAGAGUUUUGAGUUCCCGACGAACGUAAUUCUCUGGGGUCAAGAAUUCAACUUCUCGACUCGACUGACUUCUUCUGUCUCUGGCAACUCAACUAUGUUCUACUCUUUUGAGAUUCAGAACAACAGGAUAGGAUUGUAUUUGAACUCAGGUAAAUUCAAGUAUUCUUAUUGGGAAUUCAGUCCUACAGAAGGCAGAAAUAUCGUAUCUGCCGAAUUGGGUUCAACAGGACUAAAGCUUUUCGACCAAAACCAUCGUAAAUUUGCACAGAUUUCAUCAAGAAAACAAAAACUUGUGAGAUUUCUAGCAUUGUCUGAAACAAAUGGGAAUCUUGGAUUGUAUCAUUAUUCACUUCAAAAGAGAAAAUUUGAAGCUUCCUUUAAAGCUAUGAAUGAAAUAUGUGAUUUCCCUGUAGCCUGUGGACCUUACAGUAUAUGUACUCUGUCCAAUACUUGCACAUGCAUCCAGUUUUCUGAGAAGUCCAACAUAAAGCAAUCUGAUUGCAAUGUGGGAUUUUCCGGUGAGUUCUGUGGCAAAACUGAACCGGUCGAGAUGAUUGAGAUAAAAGGUGUUGGAAGUAUCCUGAAAAGCCCUCAAAUUUUUAAUGUCAGAAAAGAAGUUUGCCUGAGUAUGUGCAUUGAUGAUUGUGCCUGUGUUGCUCUGCUUUACUCCGAUAAGGGAGUUUAUGCCGGAGAUGCUCGUCAGAGGUGUGUUCAUUAUGGUUUGGCCAGGGGUUUAAAACAAAUGGAAGAAGAAGAGGUGACUGUAAAUAUGUUGAGUUACUGGGCUAAGGUUCCCAAGGGAAUUGUUGGGGCCGAGGGUAAAAUCUCAGUUUUAAAGAGAUGGCUUCUGAUCAUGGGAGGGGUAGUUGAUGUAUUGAUCAUUCUUCUAGUUAUGGGAGGGUCUGGGUAUUAUUAUCUUGUAAUUAGGAAGCGAAGGACAAGAAAUGAAAAUCCGGACACAUGAAUUUUUACCAAAAAAUCAGUAAAUUUGU